Molecule: messenger RNA, 490 nt
Organism: Nothobranchius furzeri (turquoise killifish)
Lineage: Eukaryota; Metazoa; Chordata; Actinopteri; Cyprinodontiformes; Nothobranchiidae
Gene: atp5pf
Product: ATP synthase peripheral stalk subunit F6
Biological process (GO): proton motive force-driven ATP synthesis
Molecular function (GO): proton transmembrane transporter activity
Source: RefSeq, a predicted model, not a curated record
CAAAUGCGCAUUUUGACGUCUUUUUUCCCCCAUAAUCCACUGCGUCUCCGGUCUUCCACAUUUGGAAUCAGCUCCGAGUGUCAAUCCCAAGAUGGCGCUCCAUCGGUUAUUCCAGCUGUCGUCUGUGCUGCGAUCCGCAGUGAGCCUGACACUGCGCAGGAACAUCGGCAUGUCCGCCGUGGUCUUCAACAAAGCCAAGGACCUCGACCCCAUCCAGAAACUGUUCCUGGACAAGAUCCGGGACUACAGCAACAAGAGCAAGACGGCUGGCGGCAUCGUGGACGCGGGUCCGGCCUACCAGAAGAACGUGUCUGAGGAAGUAGUCAAGCUGCAGAGGCUAUACGGCGGAGGAGACCUGAACAAGUUCCCCGACUUCAAAUUCACAGAGCCAAAACUCGACGAAAGUCCCAAGUGAAGACGUUUGUCUCCUACUCGUCACCAAGAUGUUGUAUUUAAUAAAAGUUCAAGGAGUCUUUACCUAUAAAACACA